Messenger RNA from Staurois parvus, 329 nucleotides. Lineage: Eukaryota; Metazoa; Chordata; Amphibia; Anura; Ranidae. The record is from the annotation of a GenBank genome assembly.
GACCUGUUCAUACCCCGCUAGGCCUCCGUAGCUGAUCGGAUCGCCGCAGAAAAGUGUGCGGGCGGACAUGGCGGAUACCGGGGGUGAGCUGCGGUGUACAAGAGAGAGCCAUGGAGAGGAGCGGCUACAGGAGGACUCCCUACCUUCCGAGACCUCCCUGGAGCAGGCUUGUACUGGAGAGAGAGCUCCAUGCCCACUACCUACGGAAAGGAUUACAACACCUCUCCGACUCCUAUGAGUGCCUGGAUGCCAGCCGCCCCUGGUUAUGCUAUUGGAUUGUACAUGGCUUAAUGUUAUUGGAUGAGCCAAUCCCUGAAUCUGUGGCAUCA